Messenger RNA from Hyalella azteca, 3683 nucleotides. It is a transcript of the gene gzl, whose product is annotated as E3 ubiquitin-protein ligase RNF13. Bases 213 to 1670 code for a protein of 485 amino acids. Lineage: Eukaryota; Metazoa; Arthropoda; Malacostraca; Amphipoda; Hyalellidae. Gene Ontology annotation, cellular component: cytoplasm; nucleoplasm. The record is from RefSeq and is a predicted model, not a curated record. The transcript is spliced from 9 exons.
CCUCCAACAUUUUGUAGAAAUGUUGUACCGACUUGUACGGUACCUCAAGAGCAAUUCAGCAGCUAUACCAAGAUUACUCUAAUUACUAAUGAAUACUAUAUUGAUUUUUAUUUGUUAGAAAUCAGCUGUAGUAUUUUAAGCUUUAAUAGGGCUGCAGAUUGCUUGUUAAUUUUGAGGUGAAGGCUCAAGGCCUUAUGUAAGGGACAGCAAAAAUGACAUUUUUAUCAAGAACAGCUGCAGCACUGCUGUGGCUGUCAUGGGUUAUUGUGCCCCAUGUCAAGGCUGAGGUUGUGGUAGUUGACCGAAUCCUCAACAAGACAAAUGAUGUCAUGGCUGACAUGGCAUCUAUUUUUGGACCAGAACUUUCUUUCAUUGGUCUCAAGGGCUUGCUUGUGAAGGCCCACCCACCCGAUGCUUGUCAGGCUAUCAAAGGGCCCCCGAUUUUCCCUGACAACAUCUCCCCUGCCUAUGCCCACUGGGUUGUGCUCAUUCACCGAAGAAAUUGCACUUUUGCUGAGAAGGUUCAGAAUGCACAGAAUGCUGGAUUUGCUGCUGUCAUUGUCAUGAAUAUUGGAUCAGAUGACAUAGAACCCAUGAAUGCUAGUGAUAAGGAUGCAGAGAACAUCACAAUCCCAUCGGUGUUUAUUGGGCAAUCUGAUGGUGAUACCCUCGAGUUGCUGUUCCUCAACUAUAGAAGGUUUGGUGUGAUCAUCAGCGCCGAUUUACCUGACAUUGAAAGUUAUCUUCUGCCGUUCGCCAUCACCGUAGCUGUGUGCUUUGUAGGCAUGCUUCUUUGCAUGAUUGUGAAGUGUGUACGGGACUACCGGCGCAGCAUGCGUCACCGUCUGUCAUGGCGCGCCCUCCGUCGCCUCCCUCUGCACAAGUUCAAGGCUGGGGUGGACACCUACGACAUGUGCGCCAUAUGCCUCGACGACUACCUGGACGGCGAUAAGCUCAGAAUAUUGCCUUGCAACCACGCGUACCACAGCCGCUGCAUCGACCCAUGGCUGACCAAACGACGUCGUGUGUGUCCGGUUUGCAAACAGAAAGUGCGGACUGCGGGGGAGCCUCUAGACGACUCCGAUGACGAGGAUCUGGACCACGUGACCGAAAGGGCUCCUCUGCUCCAGCAAGCCACCCAGGUGUCGUCCGGCACCUUUGCCAACAACAGAGAGAACCCCUUUGCCAGGGCCACCCGCCUGGCUCGAGAAAACAAUCCCAGGCGUCACCAGCGGUACGGGCGUCUAUCUGACGAUGAUGUCAGCGAAGAUGGAGUAGUAGCCGUCAGCUCGGACAGCAGCAGGCGUGCGAGUGCUGAUAUUGCGACAGUCCACGGGGCGGCCGAUGGUUAUGUCCACUCAUCUGCUGACAGCGAUAUCAAUGCCUCUGCUGACGGUCACGUUUAUGCAAGUGAUGCUGAAGCCGCCAUGGCUGCGGCCGCAAUGCAGCCCGCAGCUGACGAGUGUUUGGACGAUCAGCUGAAGGUUGUCUCGGUCACGCGCAGCGUCAAAAAGAAGAAGAGCAAGAAGAACAGAGAUAGAAGCGACGUCGAGCCUUACGUGGCUCCAGCCAGCGGUCCUUCUAGCGCUGUGGUUCUGCAGGUUGAUCCUCCCGCCUCAGAUGACAGCAUCGCUCCUGAGAUGUCAGCCGCUCAUCCUGACAUGGUUUAGACGCCAUGAAGAGCCCCUCUUCCUCACCUUCUGCACGUCAUCGAACGCUCUCCACACCGCCUACAUCGGCUCCCCUUUCAAAUCAAUGCCGAAAGUCCCGUGUGUACUAAUUCUGCUGGGUACCACGAGUAAAUAUAUUCAUUGAUACAUUAUUGCCAUAUGUUACUAAUGGCAAUUGCGUCUAGUUGACCCAAUAGUUUUUAUUAUUCACACCAUUGCAUCCCAUAAUGAUCUGUGUUCGAGCCCAGUGUCCGGGGCUCCACUUUCUUCCAUGAACUAAUGUAAAUUUGUCAUACGAAAUUCCUCUUAAUAUCUUAUGUGCGAGCCUCAUUGUGUAUUGGGCUUGCGAACAAUGUUCUUUUUGUAAAAUGCCUUAACACACUAUUUUCUAACGUGAAAAAUACUUCCAGAGGCAGACUGCUUGUAGCUAUCUGCUCUGCUUACUCUUAUCCUCCUUUUAUUGCCUGACUUGAUUGACUAUUGGUUUUACUUUUUCGUCGGGGGUUUUUUAAACUUCAGUUUAAUUCUCCCUAUAUAGUGACAAGAUUAUUGUCAUGCUUGAUGAGGUGUCCCAUCAGGAGUUCCAUGUUGUGCACGUAGAGUAAUGAAUGAGGAUUUGUCCAAAUAUCCAAGCAAUUUUAGCCCUAGUGUGAGUCAUCCUGACCCAGUUUAGCCCGGCAAAUGAGCAUUAGAGUGCUACGUCCUCUCUAUGCUCGUGAUGUGAGUAUGAAUUCGGGUCACUAUUUGGACAAUAUAAGCUAUUCAUUUUUCUGAGUGGGUGGGGGCUGUUCAGAACGUGGAUAUGUUGUCACUUGUGCUAAUUCUUUGAUCUUUAAUGCUCGGCCUACCGCCAGCGAACAGGUGUAGGAAGAUUGUUGUUCACUGACGAGUGUCCGCUCAUUACUUCUAAUUACUUCCUUGAAUUUAUGUUUCACUAUAGAGUAGUGACGCGUGAUGUAUGUGCAAUGGUGAAGAUUAUUGGUCGUUCAUAAUUACACGAUAGCCAUUUACUACCAAUCCCCCAUAAUAGCUAGUCUGGUAGUAAUUAUCGAGCUGACCUAUUAUAGUGGAGUGAUAUUCCGAUGUUAAUUCUGGAAAUUGCGUGAUAAUGGAAAUUGCGUGUUAAUGGAAAUAACGUGUUAAUGGAAAUAACGUGUUAAUGGAAAUAGCGUGUUAAUGGAAAUUGCGCGAUGAUGGAAAUUUCGUCAUGAUGAAGCUUUUUCAUCUUCUACUGAAGCUUUGUAUUAAAGUGGAAAGAAAUUUGUUCUUUUUCGCAUAAACAUCUGGGGAAACUUUCGGCUACGUUUGGCUACGUUACGGUUUAUUAGCUAUUAAAGCUAAUUUGAAAAAGGUCAUUGAUUACAGGUUAUACGGUGGUGUUAACCAGGUUUGGUAUGGAGUAGUUUGAUGUCUGUUAUUUCUUAAGAUGUGGGCUCAAUGAGGAAAUGCAGUUUCUUUAAUGCAUGGGAUAUAGUUUGUUGAAAUGCAUCAAGGAACAUUCGAUUAGUUGAUAUUUAUGGAAUAAGUCUUUUAGUCACAGACGGUGUUCACCAAUUUAUUAACAUUUUAUUUCUUGGCUUUGUGGCGAAAUGUUCCCUUCUUUUCCUUAUGAGAUUCACUCGAAUGUUUUAUUUUACUCUGCUAUUGAGAAUUAUAUAAUCUUUAUUAUAUAUCAUUCUGACAGCUACACGUUUUUGUACUAAAUGAUCGUCCAACAAUGGGUUUUUAAGCAUGGCUGCUUCUCGUGCUUCCUGCGAGACGAGAAAAUGAUUCAUUCGAUAAGAUGAAGGAUAGAUUGCCAUUUAUUUUCUUUGUAAGUUACUCAAUGCCGAUCUUGAGGUAGAUUUAAGGUUUACUUACGUUUAGUUUCGUUGUAUGAUUUCUGUCUUUGUGGACAGUUGAUCUGCACUUCAACAGAAAGCUUCGCUCCCUGUAUAUGUUGUAUGGAGCAUAUAACUAAUAAAAACAUUUUAAUGCCCUCUGAUAACUUGUACCCGGCUGCAUUUUCCUUUA